AUGGCGGUGACACGGUUGUAUCCAAGUCAUGCGCGGUUUAGGGUGAUGCUAUAUAUAUCCAUGCCAGCUCCAUGCAGCAGCAUCAUGUUGAACUGCUCUAGACCCAAUCCCCCAGCCCUCCUGGAAGCACUGGCUCCGGUGUUGAAACUACAAUCCAUCCGUCCUGUCAUGAACAUCACUACCUACACAAAUGUCCGCAUAUACUUCAUCCUGUAUGGAAUUCUAGGAGUGGAUGAAAAAGCUCAACUCUUGACUACUUAUAUUUGGCUAAAUUUUGAGUGGCAGAAUGAGUUUGUCCACUGGGAUCCCAUCCAGUGUGGCGCUAAAAUGAUCUCCCUCCCCAGAGCCAGCUUUUGGGUGCCGGAUGUGGUGAUCAAUGAAUUUAUGGAUGAUAACACGGCCCCCAAUGUCCCAUAUGUGUAUCUCACUCACGACGGCCAUGUUCGUGAUGCUCAACCUGUCAGAGUGGUCAGCUCCUGCAACCUCAAUAUAUACACCUUCCCCUUUGACAUCCAAAACUGCACUUUCACCUUCAAUUCCUACAUCCACAGUGUGAAGGAUGUGAGGAUGAGCCUAGGGAAGCCAGUAGAGGACAUAUUGGCAUAUUCCAGGAAAGUGAUGACCACCAUGGGGGAGUGGCAGCUGCUGGAUAUCACAUAUCAUAAAUACAUUAUGAGUGAAAAGGACAAGUUUGUUAUAGAUGAGCUUGCAUUUCAUAUCACACUUAGGCGCAGGGCUACUCUCUAUGUGGUGAACCUCCUGAUCCCCAGCUGCUUCCUGAUCACAUUGGACCUCUUCAGCUUCCUGCUGCCCCCCCAGUGUGUUGACCGCUCUUCCAUCAAGAUGACCCUCAUCCUGGGCUACACUGUCUUCCUUCUCAUUAUGAAUGACCUACUACCCAUCACUGGAAACAGCAUUCCUCUCAUAAAUGUGUUCUUCUCUCUCUGCCUGGCUCUGAUGGUGGCCAGUCUUCUGGAGACAAUCCUCAUCACCAACCUCCUCUGUGGCCCCAGAAAACUGUCUGCGGUCCCCCGCUGGGUCCAAGUGAUCAUCCUACAGACCCUGGGCUGUCUCGUAGGCCUGCCUCCAAAGCUGGAAGAACAAAGGAACACUGAAACGAAGGUUUUCCCUGUAGUGGCAGUGCAAGGCGAGUCUGGUGAAAAACCAUCUGAGGAGAAGGGCUCAGAGGAGGUGGACAUGACCCUGGAAGAGCUGAGGAAACUGGGAAAAGACCUUCAGGCCAUCCGCCUCCAGAUGGACAAACCCCUGACAGACAACCAGAUGUCCGAGGAAUGGAUCCAGGUCGGUUUCGUCUUAGAUCGCCUGCUCUUUGUCCUAUACAUCCUCUUUGUGUCAAUCAGCUUCAUUACCAUCAUCUGUGUCUGGGCACAGUCAUACGACACAAUCUGA
This is a messenger RNA of Lampris incognitus (smalleye Pacific opah), 1410 nucleotides long. RefSeq names its product 5-hydroxytryptamine receptor 3A-like. Gene Ontology annotation, molecular function: extracellular ligand-gated monoatomic ion channel activity; neurotransmitter receptor activity; transmembrane signaling receptor activity. Gene Ontology annotation, biological process: signal transduction; chemical synaptic transmission; regulation of membrane potential. Gene Ontology annotation, cellular component: synapse; neuron projection; postsynaptic membrane. The record is from RefSeq and is a predicted model, not a curated record. Bases 1 to 1410 code for a protein of 469 amino acids. The transcript has 10 exons. Lineage: Eukaryota; Metazoa; Chordata; Actinopteri; Lampriformes; Lampridae.